Penicillium pulvis is the source of this 2673-nucleotide messenger RNA. RefSeq lists its product as uncharacterized. The record is from RefSeq and is a predicted model, not a curated record. The transcript has a single exon. The coding region runs from base 1 to 2673 and encodes 890 amino acids. NCBI's taxonomy places the organism in Eukaryota, Fungi, Ascomycota, Eurotiomycetes, Eurotiales, Aspergillaceae.
AUGCUGAGCCUGGGCUCGGAGGUGGCCAUCGCGGCCACGGGCGCGGCCAUAUUCGUCGUCUGCUCUGCGGUUGCCAUUGUCGUCUGGGUGAGAGUCCGCAAGGAGCGACAUGCAUUGAGGGUUCUCGGUUUAAGAAAUGGAGUGUAUACCCGCAGUAUAGGGUACACUGGGGAUACAUUGACUGAAAUAUCUCGGGAGGAAGGUCGUGCUCUCGGAGCCCAUGGCUACCUUCCUUAUGGGAAACCAACGGAAUGGGGUCAAGUCAACUCGACCGAGCAUCUCCUGCGGCCGAAGAACGGCUCAGAUUCGUCGUUCCCACUCCUGCAGAAAGCACGGUCACUUCGUCAUUCGCUUUCACGAUCCCGAUCAAAACGACUCUCAAGAUCAUCUCGGAGACAUAGCCGCAUGAGUUCGAUGGCAACUGUGGCUGAAACGAUCCUUCAUCAUAGUCCUCCGAGGGCCUCACAGUCAAGAGAUGAUAUUCCUCUCUCUGCUGUGGAAGGGGUCCUCGAAUUGCCAGCAGAACGAACACCUCGACAAACCCCUGAUCUAACUCUUGAGGAGCCAGGUUUUCACCUGGGAAUGCGUCCAGUGUCACCGCCAGCCUGGCCACUUCCUUCUCAAAAGGACAGAUCGGGUCUUUUCCCAGUCGUGGAAAGCCGAAACUCGCAGGAAAUGCUCGAUCCCCCACCUAGAAUCUUCGAAGAAUCCCCAUCAAGAAUUCGAGGUGGAAGCGUCACUAGUCAAGCACCAGGAAUAGCACCCGAUAAGCCUAUACCGCCACCACCACCAACUGCCUUCCCACCAGAUAGGCUCAGCUAUUUGAGGAACGACUCCAUUAUGCGUUUGUCUUCCAUGAGUCUCGAUACAACAAAUAGCUCAAUUCUGGACGAUGGCCGACAGGGUCCAAGGUCGCUUGAUACAGAGCUGACCUCACCAACCUUCCCAUCAGGUGGUACAUCUGUGCCGUUCAGUGCAAACGACGUUGGUGUGAAAAAUGGCCGCAGAAGUUUCAUCGCAGCCAAUACUUCGAUGCCUCCUCUUCACAACUUCCCCGUCCGUUCCUCCUCUUCCGCCGAAGGGCGAAGGAGACCAUCAAUGGAGCCUAUUGCUUCUCCACGCCGCAGCUUGACAACAACUUCUCGAAACCCAAGCAACGCUAGCGAUAAACGAUUUAGCUUCACUCCUAUUCCACGUCGACAUGAUUCGGUAUCCUCCAAUGGGCCACAAAGACAUCCAUCUGUACGAAGUGGAACGCCCGUUUCAAUGAAUGGAUAUCAGACUGGGCCAACAAUCAACUGGCGACAUUCUAACUCAUCUAUGUCCGUUGUUUCACAUUUCAGCCAGCUCCAACAGCCGGCUGUUUGGGAAGGCGAGCCUUACGAUGCUGAUCCUUUCUACGGUGGCUCGCCACACUCUAAUGGCACACUGUUCUCUACUGGAUCUCCCGGGCAGACGGUUGGUCCAAUGCCAGCAAGCCCAAUGCAACGGUCUAGCCUAUCCAUCCGCGGUCAGCCUCUGCCGUCCGCUUUGAAAGGUUCAAACUCGCAACGAAAGGGCCAUAGGCGCCAAAACUGUGUACGAAUCUCAAUCCAUCCGCCUAUGACAUUCGCUGGUCCCGCUUUCUCCCCCACGGUAGAAGAAGAGCCAGAGGAUCUUGAUGCAAUGGAGGAGCUGGAUCUACGUGAAAGUGCCAUCAACGGCAAUGUCAAGUCGCUAUCUUCUCUCCCUCCGCCCACAACCUCGCCAUCGCCUCUCUCAAAGCGCUCCAGUCGACGAAACAAGCCUGCCCAUAGCACAUUGGGACCCUUGGCCGAAGAGCCUGUAGCGUCGUGCAACAAGAGUCCCCCCAAUAGGAAACUUCAUGGUACAAACCCACAGUCCGACUCCACCAACUUGCUCGGCAAGGACCGUGACUUGCCCGAGCUUUUUACUUCGCUUCCAAAUGAGGAAGGCGCCUUGACUCAUACCCCCUCUCCUGAGCAUGAACUAAGCGUCUGGGCAAUCCCGAAAGAAGCUCCCUCCCCUUCAUACGAGAACCACAUUGCUAAUGGCAGUCCCCGCCGCACACCCCUCAAGGGCCCACGCAGCCAACCAGCACGAAGUGCCCGCAGCAACUCAACUCCAAAACCCAUGGACUCACUACCACUUAUGGGUGUUGGAUCAGCCACCGGCCUGCCUUUAAUAACCGGUACCCAAGGCAGCGACUGGCGGAGAUCAAAUGACACAUUGUACCGAACAAAUACCGACGCAACAAGCCCCGGCCGACGCAAUCGUGAUUCUCACACCCCGCUUGCUCUCAUUGGUGCCUCAAUAAUUCCUGAUACUUCAACUUAUAAGACUCGAAACCGGAGCGGAACCGUCAAGGAUCGUGUCACCAUUUGGGAAGAUGCGAACCGAAGUGGCUCACCUCCGAAGCCAUCUGCCGCACACCUCGCUGGGAACUUUACAUACUCUGAUAACGGCUCCUCGCCUACCCGUCUUCAAAACAGCAUCCCCAGGUCUCUCUCGAAAAACAGCCACUCUCCUUCCCGUAUGCCCAGCCAGCGAGGUCUACCAACGCCUUUGUCUUCUGUGCCGCGUGGUUUGACAACUCCGACAGGGAAGGCGCUUGGUCUUGGGAUUGGUACACCGGGCAGCUUGUACGAUGGUGAUGGAUUUCUGAGAGAGUAA